CACUCCAACCACACACAGUGAUUUGGCUCAUCGUGGUUCACUGAAUGAUAUGAUUCGGCCACGCGAGAUGAGCCAACACUCUGUUCAUGGAUGUCCUGCAUGCCGCUACAUCCCGCAGAGCCGUCCUGCCCUCCAUGUAACCGCGGCCAAAUGAAUGGCCAGCGUUGCGGUUGCCUGUGCAGGCCCGAGAGCUGGCCAGCGCCUCCACGGCCAAUCAGAAGCUCGAGAUGUCCAACUGGGCGCCUACCUCAUACUGCGAACUGCAUCGUCCAGCCAAACAUCGCGAGGCCUGGCCGUGACCCAUGAACUCAAAGCCGCCGCGUGGUGAUUCGGCCCUAGUCAUAUAAUGAAGCUACCUGCUCCUGCCGCGCCAUUGACCUCCUGCUUGUUUCGUGUUUUCAGAUGUAGUUGAACGAAUCUCGGUGGGUGGCUAUCCGGUUUCCCUUUUUUUGUUCAUUGUGCGCCUAUUCACGACUCACAGCCGAGUAUUCCAUGGGCGAGAGUUUGUUGUCAAUCAUUGUAGCACUUUCUUUGAACCUGUCGCUCUUUCCCUCUUUGCUUCCUUCCCCAAAAUAUCCACCAGCAUCUCUAUCAAAGCCACGCCUUUGUUCCAGCUUGACACCCACCUCGACCAGAGAAGCCUUUCGGUGAUUCGUUCAUUCUUUCUCAUUCAGAAUUUUUUGAGAGGCUCGAAAUCUUUUCAUCCUCAUCGAAUCAGUUUAUUACUUCGACUUACACGCAUUGUCCCUCAAAGUUGCGUUCUGAGGUUUCCGAGCUUCCCAUAUCAACAUGUCCUCCAACGGGGCCACCGUGCCUCAACGGCAGCCAUACGAUCACCGGCAUGAUAACGAGAGAGAAGACUGGGAGGAGUGGGAAGAUGAAGAUGUGGUCACCCCAAUUAUGGACGAUGACCAAGAGCUCAUCAUGGACAAGACGGCCGCUCCCAGUCCCCUGAGACCAAACAAACCGGCUUCGACGAGAUAUUCACAGCCACGGUAUUCAGUUCAGAAGUUGAGGCGUCUCAAGUCCCGCCAGCGGCAAAAGGCGCAGAACGCCAAAGCAGGGAUCAAGGUGGUUACAGACAUGGCAACGUUGCGACAGCAGCAACAGGCACAACCGAGCCGGAUUCCUGAUCUCCAGCAGCCCAAGUUUGUCGAUGCAGCAGCACUGAGGGCCCUUGAGGGGUCACCUAACUCUGCGUCAGUCGGCAACUGGAACUGGCUGAAGAUGAAGAAGUCGGACCCAAACGCAAAGUCUCCUCAAAGCGCUGGCCGCAGCCCCCUGGAGCAGGACCUAUCCCCAAACGACCGCCCGAUUGUCAUUGGCAUCGCGUUGCCGUCAGAGAUGGCCGACAGAGAAAUCAGCCCCCAAACAGCCAUCAUUGAGACACCGCACGAUCUGCCGCCGAAGUAUACCAAUAAGCCUACCACGACGGGCAAAGCAGACACUGUCACUCCAUUGACUCCCUCACAACAGAGAUCUGUGUGGAGCCCAGACACACCAGAUACCACCUCCCCUUUCCAGUCACCACAUCGCACUUCCAGCAUCUAUUCUCAAGCAACUGGCCUUGGUGUUGGUAUUGGUAUUGCCCACGACGCCCCCCCUGUUCCUGCAGUGCCUUCUACCUACAAACGACAGGAAAGAGUAGUCAGCGUGGUCCUCAAGAAUAGGGACGAUGAGGACGACGAUGGAGGCAGCCCAUGCACCUUGUUUGAGGAGGAUGGGACGGCCUCGAACCGACAAAAGCCAACAAAGGCCAAAGAGGCAUCAAAGAGCCCAGACAGCGCGGCAACGCAGACUCGUGGUUGGUGGGAUCAUAUCACGACACCCUUUCUAGAGAGGAAGAGUCCUAUUGUCCCACCUCAGAAGAGUGAAUCACAGCCAGUCAAAUCAUCAGCGCAUGACGACUGGUGGAGUGAAAAGGGCGCCAGGGUCUCGGUCUCGGAAACAAAAGCCUUGCAGCCUACGGUAUUCAAGCCACAAGAAGUUCAACAGGUUAUUGUUCAGCGACCAGGCCUUCCAGCAUCUCCAAGACCAUCACCACGCAACAUAGAGGCGCCGAUAGUCAGAGUUCCCACUCCGAGAAGGACCCCAUCACCACUCAUGGACAGACGGGAUCCUUCACCCGCGUCGUCUUCUCGGUCAGCUACUCCACGACUGCAGCCCAGGUCAGAGAAAACACAGCUAGCCGAACCCAGCCCAGCUCCCUCAGAGCAGCCCCCCCCAUACUCUCCUCCUCCUCAGCAGAAGGCCGUGCGAUACCGAGCUGUCUUCCCUGCGGGCCACCCUUUGCAGGCACUUUAUCCCCCAUCUCCGGGACCAAUCUCGCCAGCCAUUAACGGAACAAUGAGUUCCCAAGGCGGCAUCAACAUGACCGACAUACCCUUGACACCAGCGCCGAGAGGCAACAAUCCUGCUCCUGGGCAGCAAGGCCGCCUUCCAGAACGAUUCGCUGGCACGUUUGUGCCGCCGGAACACUUCCUUGCAGCAGAAGGGAACGGUCAUCGCGUUGAACGACAGCGUCGUCGCCACGAAAAAGAAGAAAUUGCAGCUCGCAAAGCUGGAGGCUUCUGGAAAGGCCGUGGCCGCAUCCCGGCGAAUGGAUGCUAUGGUCGCAGUGGUCGUGAAGGUCGAAAGAGAAGACGCAUUUGCCUUGGCAUAUGCGGAGCCAGUCUUUUCCUCAGCAUUCUCAUCAUUGUUCUCUGCAUUACCCUCAUCCCGCGAAACCACACCUCUGCACCAGUUGACAGCAUCUUUCUCAACCUCACAAACUUCCCUCCGAUGCCAACUGGGGUUCUCUCAGUUGUUGGCCCGGACAACACAGCCGCUGUCACCGGCUGCAGUAGCCCUUCGACUGUUUGGAGCUGCGCCCUUCCCAAGGAAGAACAGGAAUCUGUGGCCCCCAACCGUCCCAACCAGCCGACUUUCACCAUGCAGAUCCAGUGGGAUAACAACACUCGCAAUCUCUGGAAUGUGCCUAAUGGUGAACCCCCACGGCCCGGAUCUACCUCUGGGAAGCGCCAGUUGAACCUCGGCGGCAUCAUAGCUAGGGCUGGGGCGCUCAUCAAAAGACAGAACCCAGUUUUCACACCCAACCCAGCCCCUCCUUCCUUUGAGGAAAUGUACUUCCUCGGAAACACAACCGACGGCAUUGUCUCCAGCGAGAAAGCUGGCGAACCGACUCCAUUCUAUCUCAGCAUCCUCAAGUCCGCUAGUGAAACCGUUGGCCCCAACGCUUUGGGCAAGCGUCAGAGUUCGGAAGACUCUACCGAUGACUUUGGCAUCAGACUGCCGGCCCCAGAUCUCGAGGCAGAUGGCACUGGAGCCCCCGCACAGCUCUUCCCUCAUGCUGUCCAGCAGCCCGUGCGGCUUUAUGAUCGCGGCCUCCCGACUGAGCACUACGGUUUCUACACCUACUUCAAGCGCACCAUCUACCUCAAGUCCGUCACUACCCUCAACGGGACUGAGGGCGAGAGCAAUGUGCCGCUCGACAAAGACGGCGGAUCCCGCAGGAGCGAGGCCAAGUUCCUUGUGACAUGGUCUCAGACGCGUUUCCUCGUCCAGAUCUGGACCCGCUCGGCGAACACCACGCAGCUCCUUACCAACCCCGGCACCAUGCCUUACCCCGUCACGAUCAAGACGGACACCCACGGCGGGGAGUCGGGCGAGAAGUUCGUGUGGCACUGGCCCGUGAAUGAUCGCCAGGGCAUCGAUACGAGUACACCGAAGCUUCUCCCCAAUGAUAUCGGCUUUGGGGGAACGACUGUGAACCCUCGAAAGGACAAGAAUGCUUCCUUUGGCGGUUUCGACGGUGGUACCGGCGGCUGCCGCUGCGAGUGGGUUAAUUUUAUUGCCAGGAGGGACGGCGGUAACUAAAGAUGAGGAAAACUUUACGGAAAUUCAUGAUAGUUGAACGUCGGCAAGGAUAUAAGGGCCGACUUGUAUAUGAACUCUAACAGGAUCUUGGAGUUGGAAACAGGGAUGACAUCAGCAUUAUUAGCAUUACUACAAUUGCAUGGUUGGUAACGGGAGG
Messenger RNA from Colletotrichum scovillei, 4033 nucleotides. RefSeq lists its product as uncharacterized. The transcript has a single exon. NCBI's taxonomy places the organism in Eukaryota, Fungi, Ascomycota, Sordariomycetes, Glomerellales, Glomerellaceae. The coding region runs from base 790 to 3876 and encodes 1028 amino acids. The record is from RefSeq and is a predicted model, not a curated record.